Suillus fuscotomentosus is the source of this 483-nucleotide messenger RNA. RefSeq lists its product as uncharacterized. NCBI's taxonomy places the organism in Eukaryota, Fungi, Basidiomycota, Agaricomycetes, Boletales, Suillaceae. Bases 1 to 483 code for a protein of 160 amino acids. The record is from RefSeq and is a predicted model, not a curated record. The transcript is spliced from 5 exons.
AUGUCCUACUCACCCUCUUCGAAGGGUCCACGACCCCGCACCCACGUUGAAAGCACUUUCACACUAAAUUUUAAACUUUCCUCGACGCACAUGCUGAGACGCUCUGAUGUAGACGAGCUAUACAGCACUGAUUGUGAGCAAUUCCCUGAAAUACAGCAAUUGAUCCAUGCAGGAAUCCAGGCUACAGGCACUGAUGGAUGCAAGGAUGAACUAGAAUCUGAGCUGUGUUGCAUCAAGGAACAGCUAAGCGGUGCAGAAGUCAAUAUUGCGUACCUUUUAGAAUGGGUGAGGGUGUACAGACACAGAUGGCUGGAAGAGUAUCACCGUGCCGAGAACCUUGAGGUCCUUAUGCCGGAUGACAUCGAUAUACCCCACCUUGAUCAAAUUCAAGAAGGCGCGCCUUCUCCCGGCUUCUCGCCAGAGUUUCUCAACAAAGAGCUUGCAACGAUUGAGGUGUGCCCAUAUGACCUUCCUGCACCAUAA